AUGGAGUUCGCCAGCGACAAAUAUAUGACGCAAAUAGUGGACGGUGAGAGAUACGGCAUGGAGCGCGAGCCACAGCUAAUCCAGGAAGUCUUGCGGUUCGAUCCAGGGACAGACGACGUGGUGCUGGUAACGUACCCCACAUCUGGAACUCACUGGAUGCAGCAGAUAAUGCAACUCAUUAUCUACCGAGGGUCGAGUGCUACGACACACGAUGAAUUUCGCAAACGGUCCCCAUUUCUCGAGGACUGCGGAAAGCGGAUCUCGGAAAUGACGACGAACUCGCACCCGAGAAUCCUGACUACCCACUUCAGACCCGGAUUACUUAAGAUCAACCAGUGCUCCAAGUACGUGUACGUCGCCAGAAACCCGUGGGACUUGUGCGCCUCGCUAUACGACCAAGCUCGACAGGCUCCGCUGUAUCCUGUACGGGCGACGUUCCAGGAAUUCGUGCCCAUGUUCCUCCAGGGAUACGUGCCAUACGGCAGCUACUUUCAGCACGUCAGCGCUGCUUAUAAACUGUGGAACGAGCCGAACGUCUUCUUCGUCACUUACGAAGACGUAGCAAGAAACACAGCAGGGGUUGUUGUACGCCUCGCCGAAUUUCUCGGAGUGAGCCACGGAAAGGCAGUUCGGGAAGAUCCUGCACUACUGAACGACAUCGUCAGAAAGUGCAGCACCAAUUUCAUGAAAGAGAUGAUGACGGUUCCCAUGAAGGAAAUGGCUAACGCGGUGGCGCGAGACUAG
This is a messenger RNA of Rhipicephalus sanguineus (brown dog tick), 744 nucleotides long. RefSeq names its product sulfotransferase 1E1. Bases 1 to 744 code for a protein of 247 amino acids. Gene Ontology annotation, biological process: sulfation. Gene Ontology annotation, cellular component: cytoplasm. Lineage: Eukaryota; Metazoa; Arthropoda; Arachnida; Ixodida; Ixodidae. The transcript is spliced from 2 exons. The record is from RefSeq and is a predicted model, not a curated record. Gene Ontology annotation, molecular function: sulfotransferase activity.